Molecule: messenger RNA, 2202 nt
Organism: Canariomyces notabilis
Lineage: Eukaryota; Fungi; Ascomycota; Sordariomycetes; Sordariales; Chaetomiaceae
Exons: 6
Coding region: 1-2202 (733 amino acids)
Biological process (GO): transmembrane transport; monoatomic ion transport
Cellular component (GO): membrane
Molecular function (GO): monoatomic ion channel activity
Source: RefSeq, a predicted model, not a curated record
AUGCCGAUCCGCGUCAGGUCCCGUCCGUUGGCGGGCGAUGGUUCCUUACGGACCCCGUCCCCUUUCGCCCGUCAAGCCCGCUUCGGCCCCGAGCUCCCGGACAUUUCGGAGGACGACAGCUUCCGGCUAGUUGUCAAGAAGCUCUCAGUAUUCAUUGCCGGCACCAUUCUGCUGCCCAGCACAUUCGAGCAGCUGCGGACAACUGGAGCCGGCGACAGCCUACGGCUGCUCGUUGACCAUCUGGGCCGCACUUGCACACACCCUGCCAUCGUGAACGCAUUGCUCGCCUUGAAGUGGCAUUACGGCGCCAUCACAGAAGACAAGGGCCUGAAUGAGGCCAGGGCUAGUGCCUGUGAAAUCGUGGCCUGGCGUUUUCUCACCCACCUGUCCGAGCGGGAGGCUGUUGACUAUUGCCUCUAUGAGAUUCCCGACCCCAAGUGUUCAGGGACCAGGAGUGGCAGUGACGAGGAGGAGGCUGCCGCCGAUGAGCACAGCCCUCUUCUGGAGCAGGUUGUCGAGACCGCCGUGAGCUCAGCACGCCGCGCCCGCAGGGAGACGGUGAGCAGCAAACGGAAUUUGUUGUUGCAGUCACUAUCUCGCCUCACCAUGAGCAUGACAGCCGAGGAUGAUGACGACGAGGAGGACGAGGACGAAGACCCCACCGCGCAUUUCACCAAUCUCAACGCCUUGGAGAUAGCCGCCAUUGCCGACGCGAAGCGCUUCCUCAGUCAGGCUGUUGUUCAGAAGAUCAUUACUGGGAUAUGGCAAGGCGACAUUAUCUUCUGGGACACGCUUGCUGUCCACUCGGUCAAGAAGCCCCGCUUCUAUAACCCCAACACUGCAGACCCCUUUUCGCGUCUUCGUGUGCCCAAGUACCUCAAGUCAUUCGAGGUCUUGUUUUUCGCCAGCUUUCUCUUCCUCUACUAUGCCGUCCUCGUGGAACGUGACCCAAUGCGCAUUACUACGCUUGAGGUCUUUUUGUACAUGUGGUUCGUGGCGUUUGCGUAUGACGAGCUCAGCGAGUGGAUCGACGCUGGGUCCAUCUUCUACGCUACAGACGUUUGGAAUAUUUUUGAUAUGGCCAUGAUUGGUAUCGGCGUUGCCUAUGGAGUCAUGAGGAUUGUCGGACUAGCAACUGACAACCCUCGCCUGGUCGAUUUGGCCUUUGACAUCCUAUCGCUGGAAGCGCUAUUCAUGGUUCCACGUGUCUUCUCCAUCCUCAGUUUGAGUCCAUACUGGGGUACCCUCAUCCCCUGCCUUAAGGAGAUGGGAAAGGACUUCCUAAAGUUCAUGGUUCUCGUUGUCAUCGUCUACCUAGGUUUUCUAACCACAUUUUCUCUCGUUGGCCGGGAAGCUUAUUCACUACGACACAUGACCCUGUUCCUCACAAAAAUUUUCUUCGGUUCCAGCUAUGUCGGCUUCGACAUCAUGUACGACAUCGACCCGGUCUUUGGCCCACCUCUUAUGAUCGUCUUCAUCACGCUCAGCUCCAUCCUUCUCACGGGCUCCCUGACGGGUAUGCUGUCCAACAGCUUCUCGCGCGUCAUCACGCACGCCCGUGAGGAGUACCUCUACGUCUACAGCGUCUACGUGCUCGAGGCCUCAACCAGCAACCGUCUGACCCAUUUCUACCCGCCCUUCAACCUCCUUGCGCUGGUCAUUUUCCGCCCGUUGCGCCUCUUCCUGCCUUCGGACAGCAAGUUCCGCCAAGCGCGCAUCCUCUUGCUCAAGGCCACCCACCUCCCCAUCGUCGCCGCCAUCGAGUUGUACGAGUGGCUCCGCGGGGCCCCGUCGGGUAGGGGCACGCAGUACAGCGCCUUCCGCGGCCCCGGGAGGUCAUCGGCGGCCCUCGGCAGCCCCCGCCCUCCCAAAAACUGGAGGCCGGCCACCCACAGGCAGUCGGCCUCGUCGCUGCGCGCCGACCCGUCGUUUCACACGUUACGCCCCCCGCCGGCAGCCUCCGCCUCGUUAUUGGACGCUUCUGGCGCUGGCGGGACGCUCCCGCCGCCGCCGCGCCUCACGAGGGAGCAGCGGCAGGCGGCCGACGAGGCGGCGGAGGAGCAGGCUUUUGGCGAUCAAUCGACUGAUGUCGAGGUCCGGAUUGCGGACCUGGCGGCAAAGAUUGAUCGCUUGACUGACCUUGUCCUCUCGUUACAAGCACAGCAGAGUCGCGGGUUAACGGAUGUUUCGGUUGCUUCCUGA